AUGAGGAACUUUGCCGACUGGGUGGUGGAUGUGGCCCUGAACAACGAAAGGGCUCGGCACAAGAACCAACUUCUGUCCGCAGCUGUUUACCAGGGGGUCGGAGUCCCAGAUGUACAUUAUUCCGGUCUAUUUAACAUUGUGCAAGACGACUCCUGGCUACAAACUGCGGCGGCAACCAAGGCUCAGCUGCUGGAAACAUUAGAGACGCAUCAAACUGGUUCUAUGAUAAUGAACCUGUUUGCCACUUUAAUAGACAAGUGUCAUAAUCUGCAAGGCAACAUGCAGUGGUACUUCAAGCUGCUGGAGGAUGUUCCACCAGCUGAAGAAUAGCCAGGCCCUGUUUGGAUUUACACUUUGAUUCGAUUUGCACUUUGAAAAGAAUAAGCAACAAAAUGCAAACUAUUGUUGGGAAGAAGAACUGAAACGGCUCUUAGUGUUAAAAACU
Molecule: messenger RNA, 445 nt
Organism: Thrips palmi
Lineage: Eukaryota; Metazoa; Arthropoda; Insecta; Thysanoptera; Thripidae
Exons: 3
Coding region: 1-330 (109 amino acids)
Source: RefSeq, a predicted model, not a curated record